Aegilops tauschii subsp. strangulata is the source of this 1395-nucleotide messenger RNA. Lineage: Eukaryota; Viridiplantae; Streptophyta; Magnoliopsida; Poales; Poaceae. The record is from RefSeq and is a predicted model, not a curated record.
AUGGCUCCUAUCAAGAAGGACAUUGACAACCUCUCCAACAUUUUGCGCCUCUUCGGGGACGUCACCGGCCUCACCACAAAUUUCACCAAGAGCUCCGUGGUUCCAAUCCGAUGUAGAGGCAUCAACUUAUCUAGUCUGCUUCAGAACCUUCCGGCGGCCCGUGCAACCUUUCCGCUGAAAUAUUUGGGCCUCCCACUAUCGGUGUGGAAGCUCAAGGCGGUCGACUUCCAGUUCCUGGUGGACAAGGUGGCCUCCAAGUUGGUUCCCUGGGACGGUCAGAACAUCACUUCCAUUGGUCGCGCAACGCUUGUCAAGUCGGUGCUCUCCUCACAGUCACUAUACUUCAUCACCUCCCUCAUUGUUCCGUCAGGCACCCUCCGCAAUGUAAACAAGCUCGAGCGGGCCUUCCUUUGGGCGGGCACGGACAAGACCACUGGUGCAAAAUGCAAAGUAAACUGGGAUUCAAUGUGUCGACCUCUUGGAUUUGGAGGCCUUGGCGUGCUCAACACGGAAAAAUUUGCAAGGGCCCUAAGGCUACGCUGGCUUUGGUUUGAGUGGAAGGAACCAAGCAAGAUGUGGAUUGGGCUAGGGAACCCAUGUGACGAGAUGGACUACAAUCUUUUCUAUGCCUCCACCAACAUUGCCGUGGGAAAUGGGGCACGCACCCCCUUUUGGGAUUCACCUUGGGUCCAUGAUCAAAAGCCAAAGGACAUUGCGCCCCUUCUCUAUGCAUCCUCCAUGCCUCACUUCCGGGAGUCCAUCCGCCUUUGGGCCACCUUGCGUGACAUCCACCUUCAGGAAGAUAUGGAGGAUGAUAUUGUCAGGAAGCACACUGCUAAUGGCGCCUACUCCGCGGCCUCCGCCUACGAUGCCCAAUUUCAAGGCACCAUCCGGUCCCCAUUGAUAUGCACUGUUUGGAAAGCUUGUGCACCGCCGAAGGUGAAAUUUUUCGCUUGGCUCGCCAACCAAAAUAGGAUUUGGACCAAUGACCGGUUGGCAAAACGUGGAUGGGAAAAUUCUGGUCCAUGCCCGCUAUGCAAGCACGCACUAGAGACUGUUGACCACCUCUUGUACAAGUGUCGAUACACGGUCAGAUUGCGGGAAAUGAUAAAGGGAUGGCUGCAGCUCGGACAUCUCGACACCUCCACUUGGCAUCUCUUCCAGUCCACCAACGAUUGGUGGGUGAGUCAAUCUGACAACAACAUUCCAAACAGGAAGGCGAUGGCUUCAUUAACCAGGCUUAUCUCUUGGACAAUCUGGAACGAAAGAAAUGCACGCGUCUUCCGUCAAAAGAGCGCCCCGCCGAUGGUCCUGCUUAGCAAUAUCAAGGUUGAGGCGGCGGUUUGGGUCACUGCAGGUGCCAAACACUUGGGUACUAUGAUGCCGGGAGAGUAA